AUGUGCCAUAAUGGUGGCCUGCGUCGUGUCCCAGGAGGCGAACCGGCGCCCACUUUCGCGCUCCAGUCCACGCGGAAGCUUUUCGUGUAUAUAAGGGCCGCGCGCGCCGUGGUAGCCACACACCGACCAUCCGUGUCAAAACACCACCACCACCAACUCCAGCAGCAGCAGCGGCAGCAACAAGAUGAAGAUAGCACUGGUCCUGGGCUGCCUCACGAGAUCAUCUACGACUACGUGGCGCCGGCCAGCUACCGCUUCGACUACGCGGUGCGCGACGGCCACACGGGCGACGCCAAGACGCAGUGGGAGCACCGCGACGGCGACACCGUCCGAGGCGCCUACUCGCUCGUCGACGCCGACGGCACGACGCGCAUCGUCGAGUACACCGCCGACCCGCACAACGGCUUCCGCGCCGAGGUCAAGCGCCUGGGACACCCCGCGCCGCCGCCCCCGCAGCCGACCUCAGGAAAUAUGAAUGAUGCUUCUAUUCUUGAGGAUGAUAAAGAGGAAAAGCAUCACGAAGACAGAGCACCGCCACCCAACACUGCUAAAGCAAAUAAUAAAAGGAAACUUCAGGACGCAUCUGAAAGAGAGUCGAUGGGGGUAUUGACACAUAGUUCAACUUGUGUUUUACCACAAAAGGAUCCUGAUGAUUUGAUAUCUCUUUUGCUGUACUUAAAAUAA
This is a messenger RNA of Schistocerca americana (American grasshopper), 684 nucleotides long. RefSeq lists its product as uncharacterized. The record is from RefSeq and is a predicted model, not a curated record. Gene Ontology annotation, cellular component: extracellular matrix. The transcript has 3 exons. Bases 1 to 684 code for a protein of 227 amino acids. Lineage: Eukaryota; Metazoa; Arthropoda; Insecta; Orthoptera; Acrididae.